GAGAUAAGUUCACGUACCACAGACUACGCCGAAACCUUCCCACUCGCGUAGAAGGAUUUCUCGCUACGGCUGGAUGGGUAGCACUGACAUGCGCAUUGACUCGUUUCUGGACAACUUUACCUCCGGUAGCCGUAGCAGCGCCAGCCGUAGUGAUUUGCUUAAACUCCCUUUUAAGGCAGUUAAAGCGCUGAAGUUCUUUUCUCUUUUUCUUUUUUCCUUUUGGACUCAGGGGGGGAAGGGGGGGAGGAACUAACCAAACUCCAAAUAAAAAUGUGGCAAAUUUUUAGCCAUUUCUGUUAUUUGUCAUUUACGCUUCAAAGUAUUUUGCAAGUAUUGCGAAAGCUUUGAGUUUGAAAUGUUUUAAUUGUGCCGGCAAAUAUGAAAAGAGUGGCGUCACAACCGUGUCUACAUUUAAACGGACCAGUUGACAAAUGAGAGCGCACGUACUAAAUCAAUUAUUUCAUGACAGAAAAUGCUGCGUUGACAUUAUUUUAAAACAUUUGAUUCAUACGGCUUGGAGAUAUGAUGUUCUCGGGAAAUUUUGAGAGGACUCAAGCGGCAAGAGUUGUUCGAGGCACGGCCUAGAACAGCUCCUACGCUUCUCUUCUGCUCUCGACACCUUCCCCAUGGUUCAUAUCCCAAUGAACGCACGCUGACUUAUGAACCAAUUAUGUAACCUUUAACUCCAACAAGUGAUUAGCAUGUAACUUCUCUCCUUAAUCCCCAUACAUUGUUCGGUAAACAGGUAUAGGUUGGAGAACAAUUUGCAAGAAUUGAAAUGUUUAACAGCAGAGCAGCAGGGGGGGAGAAUUUAAAAACAGAUCUUGGGAGUUAAUAUUGUAGAAAUCGAUGUCCACCGGACGAUUCAAUUAAUUGAACAAACAAAACAAACGGUUGACAGAUUCUUCAGAUGGCGUACUGUCCACUGAAAGACCAUUUUCAUUAUGAUUUUGUUUUCGCUAUUCGAAUAAACAGCUCCUAAAACUAUGGCUGUAUAAUGUUUUAUCUGAUACGAAAUAUACUUCUAAUAAAUUUAUAACGCUUCCAAAAACUUAUGUGUCUUCGAUUACUAUUUUCGAUAUCAGACAGCGAAAGUUAGCGUGAAACGGCAUUUAUAAUUUCAUUUCUUUUUUUUUUUUAUUGUGAAGUGUUUUGGAACAUGUGCGUCUGCACGUGAGGGCAGAUUUUUAGAGGUUAUUACGUAACCUAGUUGUACAAAAAGAAAGAAAGCUUUAGAGAUUUGUGCUGGAAAAUUUCCGUGAAUAGCUUAAAAAAAAUACCUGAUCUUGUCAGACGAAUAUGUCUUUAGCAUCUCUUGUUCUUGAGUUCGAAUCGUGAUGUUGGAUAUCGGGGAGACUAAGAUCCCUUACGCGUGAGCGUUACACGUGAAUGUAACAACAGUGAUUACAUAACCUGGUAACGUCCGCUUUGUUGUAAUAUUCAAACAGCCUAAGAUUGAAUUGCCAGUGAUGUCCAGUGCUACCGGUAUAGUACACGGCCGGUCUUGUCGAAUUUCACUUGCUUAGAGGAAAGUUAUGGCUGCCUUCUGUCGGAUGAGAAAUAUUUUUUGUGCCGUUGUAAACCAUCAGUCAGGUUGUUUCCACUUAUGAAUUUCAUGUCUUGUCGUAGUGUGUAGUUAACGAUUUUCUCUCUAUUGUUCGGUAACUUCAUUCAAAAACAUCGAUUAUCGUUCCCGGUAUGGCAAAAUCAACUCAGCGAGUCUAAAAAUUGAUAAUCCUGGUUCAGUGGAUAGAAAGAAAAAAUCCUGGAAGUUUCAGAGCAAUGGAAAAGAAGACUCGUGAGCAAUGCGACCUUCGAUCGAAAGAAUGGAAAUUAACCAAAAAGCUACACGCAGACACUAGAGAUCUGUCAUGCAGGGUGGCAGCGAAAGUACCUGGCGCUGAAUCAGUAAUAUCUAUUGCUAACAAGUUGGUGGACUUUCAAAGGCAAAUCGUAGCUCAGGAAAAGGCUUUUAAUGGCGUGAACGAGAGAGAAGAGAAAGAAUUUCUUUGUUCACUUUGCGGAUGUUUCUACAUCGGGCCAGUUACGCUAAACUGUGGACAUACGUUAUGCAAGACAUGUAUUGUUCCAGUCGGCGAAAUUUCUAUAUCAGCUGUCUACUGUAAACUGUGUGGUUCUAAAAAUCACGAAAAUAAUCUAUCGGUGAACGUUCUCGUCUCACAGUUGAUCCAAAAAUGGUUUCCCCGCGAGUAUCAACGAGAAGUAAAGCAUUUGGAGAAAGCCAUACAAGGUGAACUACAGGAUAACCAUCAAAAAAUCGUCGAAAGCUUGUCGGACGUCCUAAACAAGUCUCCAAAACACGUUAUGGCGUUAAAAUUGCGAAGUCAUGCCUUCUUACAGAUGGGGCUUCCCAAAAAGGCUCUAGAAGACGUCGACCUUGCCUGUGAUUUACGACCGUUUCUUUGGAGUGUUUUUCAUCACCGUGGACUGGUGUUAAUGGCAAUGGGAGACUACCACCGCGCUGCAAGUAGUCUUUCGCGCGCCGUAGCACUAGAUCCUAAUGUAGACCCGGCGCAGUUUCAGUCAGAAUUGCUAACCUGUCUGACUCAUACGCUGGAUUCUGAGCGGGUUGACCCGAGCAGAGAGCUAUUCCCUGAACAGUAUUUUAGAGAUUUAAACCGAGACAAAGCACGUCAGAGCCUUCACGCAGACAAAGCAAAUAAUCAGUCUCCUAGAGAGAGUUUUCUUGAAAAGAGAUCUUCCCUAAAGCGUCCUAUUGAAGACACUUCUGAUAGUUGUUCACUAUGCUCGCGAGAAUGGGGAUCCAAGUAUUUCAAAUCCGCGACAGAACUCAUUUUAAAUUCUACUGACCUUUGUGAGGCUAAUGCCGUGAAAGAGCUUGAAGAUCUGGAAUGCAAAGUCUGUUAUAAUAUUCUGUAUCAGCCAGUCACUACAACCUGUGGACACACCUUCUGCAGGACAUGCUUACACAGGGGGCUGGAUUAUAGAUCAGAAUGCCCUUACUGUCGUCGUGCUCUAAAUUGCGGGGUCGAAAGGAACAUUAAGAUAAAUGUGAUCAUUAAAGAGACUGUGGAGAAAUUAUUUCCUGACGAAUACGCCGAAAGAGAGAAGAGCUUUAUGAAAGAAAAGUCACGUUGGGAGGGAGCUGGCGUUAACGAAGAUAUAGAAGUACCCGUAUUUGUAUGUUUGUUGGCUUUCCCAAGUCUUAAAUACCCGCUUUAUAUCUUUGAACCGCGGUAUCAGCUUAUGAUUCGUCGAUGCGUGGAACUAGGUUCUCGGAUGUUCGGGAUGUGUGCUAACUCCGAGGACCCAGGCAAGGAAUUCUCUGAUUACGGAACUAUUUUACUCAUUGAAAAUGUCAGGUUUCUACCCGAUGGGCGUUCCAUUGUUGAAACCACGGCGAUGCGAAGAUUUCGAGUUGUCUCCCGAUCAACGACCGAUGGUUAUAGCACGGCUAAAGUAAAAUGGCUUGAAGACGAACUUCCUAGAUUAUAUUCCGAAGAUCCAGACCUCCAGACGAUGAACGUCGAUUGCUAUAGAGCUUUGGAGCUUUGGUUAAAUCUUUUGACACCAUUACAACAGACAUGCGUGACAAACGCAAUAGGCUCCAUGCCACCAGUUGAGGAACUAGUGCCCAGCUCCAAUGGUCCAUCCUGGCUGUGGUGGGGACUGGCGGCUGUCCCACUGAAGGACGAAGCUAAACUUAUCAUUCUGUCGAUGACAUCAUUGGCUGAGCGGCUUCAAAGUCUUCACCGCUUUUUAGAGCUCUUGAUCGGAGUGAGAAACGAGAAUUAGCGCGUGUGGAACACUGAUAACUUUUGAACUUUGCAGCGUUUAGCAGAAUGAUUUAAAUUAGGAUUCGAUUAGAAUAAUGAUAUAAAAGAAGGUUGAAUAGUACCGCCUAGUAAAUCGAAUGCUGCCAGUCAAUUGAAUCUGCUCGAAUUACUUGGAAGCCAGUGAGAAACACUGUAGUUAGAAAAACGAGAAGAGUACAAAAACAUCUUAAGCCCCGGGUAGUUAAUUAUCGAAAGCAUCCCUUUUUGUGCUUGAUAGCCUUUUUCUUUUUUGUUUGGAGCCUUUGAAGGAUCACAACUGAGAGUCCAUGGAUACCCGAGACACCCCUUCCCCCCCCCGAGCUAACUUUCACAUAUUUCUUUGAACAAUCUAACCAACCUUUCUGAACAUGAAAAUGGCGACGCCUUAACAGGUAGGGUAACCCUGUUAGGCAAGACAAUUUUUUUUCUCAUGUUUACGCUACUGCUCGCUUGCCCGAGAAGAGGGCCCAAAUUUUGUUCAGUGUAUAACUUAACCUGCCUGGUUGAAACCAGAGAGAGCUUGAUAAGGGGACAGAUGUUACAACUGACAACUCCAUAUCAAACGCCCCGUUUAGCUGACUCGAGGGGAAGGUUGUCUUGGGUACCUGAGACGAAAUAUUUUGAGUAGCCCAAAUCUCGUUUAAGUGAUUAAAAGUUGUAGUGUUUCUGUCUCUUAACUCACUCUGUGAGAAUUUAAUUGUCAGCUUUAUUUUCUUUAAAGAACUUUUUCACGAAAAUUAACGUCAGUGAAGAGAAUCACUACGUAUUGACGAAUAUUUUUCCAAUUUAUUUAUUUAUUUAUAAAUUUAUCUUAGCAGAUUAUAAGUGUUAAUAUAAGUGUUAAUAUAUGUGUUUACGAAGUUUUUCUUAUACUUUAAUUUUUCAUUUGAUUUUAAAGAGCAAAAUCGGUUCCUCACUGCGCUUUGCUACUGCUUGAGAUUGCCGCUGCUAUUCAACCAGUCAGAUGCAAAAGUAAGCGGACCCUUAACAUGCUGGUCAUACGAAUGGAUAGCUGCUUCAGGGUUUGCAUUUCUAUUUUGUUAGCUUUGUUGUAACUAGGAAUUCUGAUUACAGUGGUUUGAGUCGCAGAUACUCCAUUUGAAACCUCAGGUUUAGAAAUCUUGGUCACCAAGCUUAGCACGUUAGAAUUAAGUUGUAAUGACUGGAAAUUAGCAAAAAAAAUUAAAGGAAGAUGCUAUCAA
Stylophora pistillata is the source of this 4999-nucleotide messenger RNA. Its product is annotated as LON peptidase N-terminal domain and RING finger protein 3. The record is from RefSeq and is a predicted model, not a curated record. NCBI's taxonomy places the organism in Eukaryota, Metazoa, Cnidaria, Anthozoa, Scleractinia, Pocilloporidae. Gene Ontology annotation, molecular function: protein binding.